CACUUUGAAUUCAUUCAAGUACACUUGACCUCUUUCAUCAAACCUUACCUAUUGUUCGUAAUAUCUGAAAUCAAUAUUUGAACAACACUAAAUAUGGCAGGUGAAAAGUGCUCCACUCCCUCCCCCACUGCCUUGGAUGUGUUUGAUGUUAGUCAGUCACGUGACGGGCACAUAGUCAUCGAUCCCGUCUGUGAUGAUAAGCAUGUCGAUGGUAGUGGUGAUGGCGGUAGUGGAACGUUGUCAGAGAGACGUUCGUGUUCCAUACCAACCUCCGGAGGACGUAUGCAGGUGACCGUAGACAAGCUGGUCGAGGAAUUAUCCAAAACAAUGAGUGAAAGCCCCAAUGGACUAGUGUUUCGAUUUCGCGACUGUUCUACUCCAGUCCCAUCAGCUUUGUCCGAUCCCAGCCAGGAACAGCAGCGGACAACAGUGCGACAAUCGGUGGAGAUUGGAAUCUUGAAGAACUUCACACCUGCAGCCGCGCGAACGUCACUGGGCGUGCACGUGAACGGGCCGUGGGGUGGCACCUCCCUGGAUGUGGCUGCUGCAGGGAGAAAGCUGAUCAUCAAAGUACAGCUGGCUCUUUCCUUGCCCAGCAGCAAGAAACAGGAUCGCAGUACAAAAGUUCCAGUUGCGCCCGUACAGCUUCAGUCAUCUUCAGUUGAUCAAGCUGUAGCAUCGCCGCCAUCGUCACCCUCACCCUGUGUCCAGGCCAGCACGUCUGGUUUUCUGGUCAGCCGAGAAGUCUUGGUAUCUCCAGCAUACGCUCUAACAACGCUAUUUCAGCUGCUUACACUAUGAACGAUGGGUCCAUCAUGAACACAUCGCACGACGUCAUCACCUUCCCGCCUACACACAGAGCGGAUGAUGUUCACCAUUAUAUUCUCUUGAUUACACACAUCUAAGACUGUAAAACCAGAAACCUAUCAAUACACAAUUUGCCUAUCUACAUGUACAAUGACAUUGUAAUGAAUCCUGCACUACUUUUUUGUGACUAGCAUAAUAUAUCAGCUGUAGCAGAACGUUCAUUCCCAUCUCCGCUUUUAACCAUGUGAGAACUCAUUCAAACAUUAAAACGUCCCACUGGCUGUGACCAAACUCUAUGCUAACUACAUGUACUUCAUCAUCAGGUUUUUAUCAUCACCCUCCACUCUGAUUAUUACUGAUCCGUUAAGGUUGAAUUGUGUAUUUUGUGUUCAUUAUAUUUGCGAACAUUGCAUCAAUUGCGUUAUUUUCCCGUGCAAAAGGCUUCUACCAUCACUAAUACUAAUUACUGUUGCGUUUCCGUACUGUCGAUAUUAUUGAUCUAUCAAUCAUCAUUCAUCAGUGAUCACUUCUGGUAGACGAGUGUAGUGGUGUG
This is a messenger RNA of Sycon ciliatum, 1360 nucleotides long. RefSeq lists its product as uncharacterized. NCBI's taxonomy places the organism in Eukaryota, Metazoa, Porifera, Calcarea, Leucosolenida, Sycettidae. Bases 94 to 801 code for a protein of 235 amino acids. The record is from RefSeq and is a predicted model, not a curated record. The transcript is spliced from 2 exons.